Messenger RNA from Octodon degus (degu), 523 nucleotides. RefSeq names its product lymphotactin. Gene Ontology annotation, biological process: cellular response to interleukin-1; positive regulation of ERK1 and ERK2 cascade; monocyte chemotaxis. Gene Ontology annotation, cellular component: extracellular region. The record is from RefSeq and is a predicted model, not a curated record. NCBI's taxonomy places the organism in Eukaryota, Metazoa, Chordata, Mammalia, Rodentia, Octodontidae. The transcript is spliced from 4 exons. Gene Ontology annotation, molecular function: CCR chemokine receptor binding; chemokine activity. Bases 47 to 391 code for a protein of 114 amino acids.
AGACCGCUAAUCACUCUCUCCUGCAGCACUCAGCAAGACCCCAGCCAUGAGACUUCUCCUCCUGGCCAUCCUGGGCGCCUGCUGCCUCACUGCAUGCAUUGUAGCAGGGGUGGGGAAUGAAGUCCCAGAGAGGAGUAUCUGUAUGAGCCUAACAACACAGCCGCUGCCAGUGAACAAAAUCAAGACCUAUGUCAUCAAAGAGGGCUCCAUGAAGGCAGUGAUUUUUAUUACCAAACGUGGCCUCAAAAUCUGCGCUAACCCACAAACCAACUGGGUGAAAGCAGCGAUCAAUAGUGUGGACAGCAGGUCCAACACCAGAAGAAACAGGAUCCAGACCAACCCUACCGAAGCCCAGCAGUCCACCUAUACAGUGGGGACCUUGUCCCAGUAGAGAGUGGCCAGUACCCUGUCCUCUCCAUAGCUGGCCAGACCUUCCACAAGCUCAUAGACUAAUUAGGUUAUACUCAUCUUUUAUGAAAGUGCUGCAUAAGUAAAAUUUUAUUCUUGUAUCUUUAUUUUAAAG